GUUAAAAGAGUUCUCAAAUCCUUCCAUGUCCUUAGGUGAUCUUGAUCUGAGUUAUAAUCAACUUCAAGGACAGAUUCCAAUAUCCUUGUUUAAGCUCUCAGCCCUCGAGUCACUCUGCCUAUCAUCAAACAACUUUAAUGGAACGAUGGAGCUCGGCAUGAUAAGAAACCUCACGAACUUAACAGAGCUCGACCUCUCUCGGAACAAUAGAUUAUAUGUACAAGAAGAUAGUGGUGUUAAUUAUUCCGACACCUUUUCCAGACUUAAUUAUUUAGGCUUGGCGUCAUGCAACCUCAUCAAAGUGCCUGUGUUUCUAAGAUAUCAACAUGAACUCGAGCAAUUGGACCUUUCUGAUAACAAGAUUAGCGGCGGAAUACCAGAAUGGAUUUGGGGAUUAGACGAGGGAUAUUAUUUGAAUCUCUCCAUGAAUAAAUUCACUCAUUUCAAAGGCCCACAUAUUCUCUCUUGGAAACAUGGUGAUAUCGGUGCUCUUGAUCUCCAUUCAAACUCACUUCAGGGACCAAUUUUUCUUCCUUCGACGACAUUCAGAUUCAUAGAUUACUCAAACAAUAGCAUCUCAUCAGUUAUCCCGCCUAACAUUUCCUCCUAUCUUUUAUACUGCACUCAUCUUCUGCUCAGGAACGAUAAUCUUACUGGAGAAAUCCCAUCAUCCAUCUGUGAAGCACAAUAUCUCCAAGUCCUCGACUUGUCUGGAAAUAGUUUGAGUGGUUCAAUCCCUUCGUGUCUAUUCGAUAUCAAAUCUCUUACUGACUUGAAUCUAAAAGGGAACAAAAUUCAAGGGGAAAUUCCUAGACAUUUUAGUAAAGAAUGCAUGCUGGAGUCAUUGAUCCUCAGUGACAAUCGUUUGAAAGGUCCAAUUACUCGAACUUUGCUCAAUUGUGGGUCGCUAAAGGUUUUAGACCUUGGGAACAAUCAGAUUGUUGGAGGUUUUCCAUCUUGGUUGGGACAAAUGAUUAACAUCUCUGUUCUAGUUCUUCGAGGAAAUGCACUUCGUGGGCAAGUCAAAGUUACAGAAAAUCCUGAGGCAAAUAACAUAUUUUUGAAAUUGCUGAUAUUUGAUCUAUCUUCCAAUCACUUCAAUGGAAAUUUGCCUUCAAAUUGUUUCAACAAUCUAAAGUCCAUGAUGAGUUUCUCCACUAAGAAUCUAAGUGAUGACAUAAUUGAUAAAGAUGGUUAUAACUAUGAAGUUUCAGUCACAACUAACGGGUAUGAAUAUACCUUUCUGAGAAUAUUAGCGAUAUCAUAUACGUUUGUGGAUUUCUCAAAUAACAACUUUGAUGGUAAUAUUCCUGAGGCGAUCGGUAAACUCCAAGGCCUUCACAUGUUGAAUUUAUCACGAAAUUCUCUCACAGGAAAGAUUCCUUCAGUAAUUGGAAACAUGAAGCAACUUGAAAGAUUGGAUCUUUCUGCAAACCAUUUGUCUGGACAGAUUCCUCAAGAAUUGACUUCUCUCACGUUCUUAGCUUUUUUGAACCUUUCUAGCAACAAUCUAACGGGAAGAAUUCCUCAAAGUAAUCAGUUCUAUACAUUUCCGAAUGCUUCUUACCUGGAUAACGAUGGACUCUGUGGAAGUCCGUUAUCAAAGCAAUGCAACAACGGAAGCCCAAAUCAGACAAGUGCAGUGCAACCUACAACCUCUGACCAUUCAUCACCGUCAACCUAUAUCAUUGUACUUGCGCUAUUAAUCGGCUUGGGAUUUGGAGUAGGAUUUGCGGUGACCUUUGUGCUUCGCUAUGUGCAAAUGAAAUUUUGGAAAAGGCAAAAUACUACCAACAUCUAGCUAUUCUUGAGCCCUUUUUUAUCUCUCAUGUUUUCAUGGUUUUUAAAUAUAAAUGCCCCUUUUUUAUCUUUCAGCUUUUCAUGUUUUUUAAAAUAUAGCUGCUGAAGCUUAGAUUGGAUACGAAGAAAUA
Molecule: messenger RNA, 1931 nt
Organism: Asparagus officinalis (garden asparagus)
Lineage: Eukaryota; Viridiplantae; Streptophyta; Magnoliopsida; Asparagales; Asparagaceae
Product: receptor-like protein 12
Exons: 1
Coding region: 26-1801 (591 amino acids)
Molecular function (GO): protein binding
Source: RefSeq, a predicted model, not a curated record